AAUUGAGGGGUCCGUAGGGAUAAGGAGAAAAGGGUUUUCUCAUUUUCUUCUCUCUCUCGCUCUCUCUUUCAGCUCUUUUGAUGCUCAUCAGAGAGCGCAAAGUCUCUUCUUCUUAACACCCUUCUACCGCCGACUGCCCCUCCUCCGACCGUUCCGCCGGCCGGUGAAGGAAUUUUACUUGAGAGAAAGAGGGGCUUCUCUAGCAAUGGAUUCGAAUUCUUCUUCUCUAUCAUCACCACCACCGGCGGCUGCUGAUGUAGCAGCUGGGGCUCAGAACGGUGUCGUUCUUGUCCAGAAGGAGAAGGAUAAGGAGGCGGCUGCAGCUCCUGCCGCUGCUUAUUUGUCAAUGGUGGACCCUUUUUUGGUUGAGGCCCUGCAAAAUCCUCGUCAUCGUCUAACUAUUCUGCGGAUGGAGCUCGAUAUACAGAAGUUCUUGCAGAAUGGUGAUUUGCAGCAGUUUGAGUUCCAGCAUUUCCCCACUUCCUACCUACGUCUUGCAGCACAUAGAGUUGCUCAACACUAUGGUCUGCUGACUAUGGUGAAGGAUAAUCUUGUGGAUGGUCAGGGAACAAGAAUUUUGGUCAGGAAACAAGCAGAGAGCAAGUUUCCUGCUGUAUGUCUGUCAGAUGUCCCAGCUAAACUGUCAGAGAAUGAUAAAAAUGAACAGAUUAAAAUAGUCAUCAGGUCAAGGCCUACCAAAGCAUCUUCAAAUGACAGUGGUGAAUUUGGUUUAAAGCGCAGUCCUGUUAGAACUGUGGAGGAGAGAAAGGAGGAGUAUGACAGGGCACGUGCUCGUAUCUUCAGUAGUCAAAGUAGUUCUGAGUCAGAUGACAUCUUAACUCAAGUUUCUUCUGAUGGGAAGAAUUUAUGUUUGGGUGUGGAGGAUAAUGAAAAUUUGAAAAACUCAGUUGCUGAUUUUGAGAAGAGCUUUAUGAGCAGGGAAUACAGUGCAUCUUCGAGGGUGGCAAUUUUUAGGGACAGGGAGAAGGAUCGUACUGAUCCUGAUUAUGAUCGAAGUUACGAGAGGUAUGUGUUAGGAAUUUGGUCAUAUCAUAUCUUUAUGGAUGGCUAUGGUAUAUAA
Molecule: messenger RNA, 1081 nt
Organism: Coffea eugenioides
Lineage: Eukaryota; Viridiplantae; Streptophyta; Magnoliopsida; Gentianales; Rubiaceae
Product: R3H domain-containing protein 1-like
Exons: 3
Coding region: 206-1081 (291 amino acids)
Molecular function (GO): nucleic acid binding
Source: RefSeq, a predicted model, not a curated record